CCAACGACAAAAAUAACACUCUCACCCACAUCAAUACUCAUCUUCUCUCUAAAAACAUUUUUGUUUUUGAAUACAUAUAGAUUUUUAUAUAUUUUUUAUAUACACGUGUUACUUUGUUUGUAUUUGUGUUUGUUGGCUUCAUUAUUUAAGCUGGCCGCCGAUGCCCACGCCGGUGGACUUGGUAAGGCAAUGCUUAACGGAGGCAGCGGCGCGUGUUUUGGAUGACGCCAUAGCUGUGGCGCGUCGACGGAAUCAUGCUCAGACCACUUCGCUUCAUGUGGUCACUGCUUUACUAGCUCUACCUUCCUCCAUUCUGCGCGACGCUUGUGCACGUGCCAGGAGCAUCCCCAGCAACUCGCCCUUGCAGUUUCGCCUUUUGGAGCUCUGUGUCGGGGUCUCGCUCGACCGACUGCAGAUUUCGAAAUCGGUGGACCGACCUCCGAUUUCGAAUUCACUGACGGCGGCAAUCAAACGGGGACAAGCGAGCCAGCGAAGGAAUCCGGAGAACUAUCACCUUCAACAGAUUCACUUUAACCAACAAACGCCGUCGCUUUUGAAGUUGGAAUUAAAAUAUUUUGUUUUAUCAAUUCUAGAUGAUCCUACUAUCAAUCGCGUCUUUGGUGAAGCUGGUUUCCAAAGCUUUGAAAUAAAAAGAGCGAUGCUUCAACCGCCUGCUGCUCAGUUGUCUGCCAAAUUUCCGCGAACUCCCCGAUGCCCGCCAAUAUUUCUUUGUAAUUUAACGGAUUCGGGUUUGGGUCUGGAUCCGGGUCGAGCUGGGCCAUGCUCACCACUUGGUUUUGAAGAUGUUGACGAGAGUUGUAGGAGAAUUGGUGAAGUUCUUAUAAAGAGAAAUGAAAAAAAUGGGAGGAACCCGUUGCUUGUUGGGGUUUACGCAAGUAAAGCUUUGAGGGGAUUUAUUGAAAAUGUAACUUCUAGGAAGCUGGGGGUUUUGCCUGACGAAGUAUAUGGGGUUGAUGUGGUUUGUAUUGAAAGGGAGCUAAAUAAGUUUGUCCUUGAGAAUGGAAGUGAAGAGAUGAUGGCGUUAAGGUUUAGGGAAUUGGAAUCUGCUGUGGAGCAAUGUUCAGGGCCUGGUGUUGUUGUGAAUUUUGGUGAAUUGAAAGCUUUGAUUGGGGACAAUGUGUCAAGUGAGGCUGUCAAGUUUGUUGUUUCGAAAUUGACCAGUUUGUUGGAGAUGAAUAGUGGGAAGUUAUGGUUGAUAGGAGUGGCGGCGAACUCUGAAGCUUAUUUAAAGUUUUCCAACAUGUUUCCGAGUAUAGAGAAGGAUUGGGAUCUGCAACUUUUGCCUGUUCACUUUAAAUCCCGCUUGAUAGGGUCCUUUGUUCCAUUUGGUGGUUUCUUUUCUUCGCCACUUGACCCUAGAAGUCCAAUGAAAAGCGAGAACCAACAUAGCAGUUGUUACCUUUGUACUGAGAAGUUUGAACAUGAAGUUGCAGCUAUUUUGAAGGAACAAUCAAUUACUUCAGUUGCAGAACAGUGCCCAGGAAAACUUCCUUCUUGGUUAGAAAGGGCAGAACUUGACACCAGAAAGGGUGUUGAUAUGGCCAAGGCCAAGGAGGAUGGAACGGCAUUGCAUGCUGAAGUCCUGGAGCUGCAGAAGAAAUGGAGUGACAUUUGUCAACGUCGUCAUCACACUCAAAUACCCCCCAAAUUAUAUACUCCCAAAACAAGGUUCCAGUUCCCAAUUCCCGACGGCUUUCAAUUUACUGCAGAUGUGAAGGAAGGCAGCAGUAAAGAUCCUGCCUCAAAUGAACAUCUGUGUGCUAAUCUAGAUCCCAGCAUCCACCUGGACUUGCAAAAGUUUUUAACUGUAAUACCUGAUACUUCAAUAGCAUCAACUUCUCAAGCUGAGAAUGUUAAUUCCCAAUCUAGGGUACAGUUAAAUUUUUCAAAAGAUCAACACGUAGAGAAUGAGGGCCACCCACUUCUCCCUCACCCUCCACCCAAUCUAACCAAUCUUCCUCACGAGGCACCAUCUUCAUCCCCAAUUGCAGUAACAACAGAUUUGGGAUUGGGAACUAUCUAUGCUUCAACCAGACAAGCAGAGGAAACUCCAGAAUCUAAAGAUCAGAGUCUUUCUCACUCCAAAUCUCUAAAGUUUGAUACAGUUCCUGAGGGUGCCAAAAGUUAUUCCUGCUCUGGCAGCUCCUAUGCUAAGUUAGGAGAGGUACCUCAUCUUGGAGAUGAUGAGACACUAAGGAAAAUACUUUCUGAAAAGGUUGGCAGGCAAGAUGAAGCCAUAAUUACUAUCAGUCAGGCUGUUUCACGUUGUAGAAAUGGACAUGGAUGCCAUCGUGGCUCAAGUGGUAGAGGAGAUAUUUGGCUCACUUUCCUUGGGCCUGACAGAGUUGGAAAGAAAAUAAUUGCUUCAACUCUGGCUGAGAUAAUAUUUGGUGACCAGAAAAACAUAAUUUGUAUGGAUUUUAGUUCCCAAGACAGGGUUAGCCAUCCAGAAUAUGUUUUUCAAUGUCAAGAAUUGGAUGGCUGUGAUAUGGAGUUUCGGGGGCACCAUGUUGUUGAUUAUAUUGCUGAGCAAUUGAGAAAGAAACCAGAUUCAGUUGUCUUCCUUGAAAACGUAGAUAAGGCGGAUCCUCUGGCCCAAAUUGCAUUAUCUGAGGCUACGAAAAUAGGUAAAUUUCACGACUCAUUCAGGAGAGGAGUAAACAUUAGCAAAGUGAUCUUUGUGACAACAUCGAAAAUCACGAAAGGUACUGAUAGUGAAUUUUCAGAGGAGAAAGUCGGUAAAUUUUCUGAGGAAAUACUUUUUGGAGCCAAAAGGUGGCAAAUGCAAAUGUCAGUUAGUUGUCACUCCAAGGAUGCCAGCAGACUUAAUGAGCUGCAAGUGAAUGUAACACCGGGCAAAAAAAUUUCAAAAGCUGACUGUCAGAAUAAAAGAAAACUGAUUGACAUUGAUGGCUCUUCCGCUGAGUUGCAGAAAAGGGGUCACAAGUCGAUGAGAUCCAAUCUAGAUCUUAACCUUCCUAUAGAGGAGGCAGAGGAGGAACUCAGUUCUAUAGGAUAUGACAGUGAUGCUACCUCUGAAAGCACAGAAGCUUGGUUGGAAGAUUUCUUUGAUCAAGUUGAUGCAAAGGUGUUUUUCAAGCCAUUGAAUUUUGACUUGCUUGCUGCAAAAUUGAGCAGGGACAUCCAUAUAAGAUUUCAGAAAGCAAUGGGAUCUAAGGUAGUCCUUGAGAUUGAUGAUGAAGUCAUGAUAGAGAUACUUGCAGCCGCAUGGUUAUCAAACAAGAAGAGGGGAAUAGAGUUUUGGAUUGACAGUGUUUUGAGCAGAAACUUUGUCCGAUUUCAGCUGAAGUAUCAUCCCAAACCUGGGUCUGUUGUGAAACUGGCUGUUUGUGAAGGUCGUCCUUUUGAACAGGAAUCUCCUGAAAUUUGCCUUCCCAUGGAAAUCAACAUGUAAAUGAAUCUGGUUACAUCAUCUAUGCUUCUUUUUCUACCUCUUUCCGUAAUUAAAAUGUAUAAUUUAGGUCUUGGCAUAAAA
Mangifera indica (mango) is the source of this 3517-nucleotide messenger RNA. RefSeq names its product protein SMAX1-LIKE 7-like. The record is from RefSeq and is a predicted model, not a curated record. The coding region runs from base 161 to 3436 and encodes 1091 amino acids. Gene Ontology annotation, molecular function: ATP binding; ATP hydrolysis activity. NCBI's taxonomy places the organism in Eukaryota, Viridiplantae, Streptophyta, Magnoliopsida, Sapindales, Anacardiaceae. The transcript is spliced from 3 exons.